Messenger RNA from Lentinula edodes (shiitake mushroom), 932 nucleotides. RefSeq lists its product as uncharacterized. The record is from RefSeq and is a predicted model, not a curated record. Bases 324 to 854 code for a protein of 176 amino acids. NCBI's taxonomy places the organism in Eukaryota, Fungi, Basidiomycota, Agaricomycetes, Agaricales, Omphalotaceae. The transcript has 3 exons.
AGUAAUCAUGCCGCCACCCGGACAUUCUGACUGACAUGGCUCCUAUAUAAGUAACUUCAGAGGAUGGAAAACCAUCCGGAAUCCCCUAGCGGCUGGUCUUAGUCUAAACGGAAAAAAACCUCCUUCUUUUGCUGGCAAGGAGAAGAGGAAGAAGUAUUACCUCCUGUUAAAUCACAUACAAACGCCACGGUAUACCAUUCUCAAGUCCUCCCCACUAUCAUCCACCUCCUAUAUACUCACUUUGAAUCCGACAAUUUCUCCUUCUUGAGUCCAACCAACAAGACCACUGUCAGAUUCCACCCCUCGACUGUACACAUAUCCAAAUGUUCAAUUCACUUAAGCUGCAGCAUUCAUCCUUUAUAUCUAUGCUCCUUGUCAUGCUCUUCAGCGUCGUCGUAGUGGCAAUCCCGUUGUCUCACGGCAAGGGAUCCGCAUCCACAACAACUUCACAUUGUAAACGUAACGAUGACCUUCCGUCUGGCGAAAACGUCGACGUCUUUCUCUUGGGUCCAAGACUAAGUGUAGCUCACACAGUCCCCGAGGAAUCCUGGAUCUAUUUCGGAAGCUUUCUGUGUCACACUGGUUUGGGGCUUCGGAUGGAACGCGAUGAAAAUGGCAAGCAUGUCAUAAAGGAUUAUUACCGGGAACCCUAUGAGACAAUAACACUAGUGGGAAGAGUGCAUUUCCCCAGUGAUCCAGAUAUAAUGGAUACCGUCGGUCGUGUCGAUGACAUUCCUUCUAUGAUGGCAAAAAAACAAAUUCCGUUGACUAAUCGAAACUUUAUUUCAUUCUUUCUGGAGAUGUUGGAGGAAAGGAAGUUUUACACGGCAAAACAUGACCUGCUGUUUGAUUAGACUUGGAGCUGGGGAGUGUAGAUUUAAUGAAAAUGCUUCCUAUUUCUGGGAUACAAUAUAUAUAUAUAUAUAUGAGCC